CAAGUCCAUUGUGCUUCCUUCUUCAGUCUCCAGACAACUCACUGUCGCGUUUUAUUCCAGUACAUUCUCCACAAACUAAUUCUUGACGAUCUUGAAACAGCACACCAUAGUAACGACCCCGAUUUACGACAAUCAACAUGGAGAAGCUCAAGAAGAUCUUUUCUCCCGGACACGAAAAGGACGAAGACGUCAUGUAUAACGACCCUAACACCAGCAGCAGCUCUACCACCCGCGAGAGCGCCACGCCCACACAGCACGGUCUCGAGAGCUCGACCGGAAAGAACACAGACCUCAGACACAACGUCCUUGACCCUCAGAGCAACGUCAAUUCCAGACCAAACCCAGCAGCUCACGUUUCAUCAGCUUCGACCAUUCCUGAUGAUGCCAGCACUGCCAGCAUUCGUUCAGGUGUCGUCGGCGCUGGCCAGGAGCCUCCGUCAACAGUAGCAGGCACUGGCUUCAACGACUAUGCUAGUGGUCUUGCACCCCAGCAGAAGAUGCCCAUCAGAAGCGUUACCCCUGUUGGACAAUCUCGUCCCAAGGCUGCGCCAAUGGAGACUAUGGAUCCCAGAGGUUUCGUGACGAGCUCACAUGCACACAAGGGUGCUGGACACAACUACCAGGGCGACCCCUGCCCAGAGGGCGACGAGCCUUUCGUUCCCGGCUAUCCUCACCACCAACAGGGCCCCCACAGUACCGACAUUGCCAACAGACUCGACCCUCACGUGCCUGGCGAGUUCCCUUCAGACGACGGUCUUGAUGCACAUGAGCGCAGAAGAGAAGGCGGUCUGACAUCAGGCUCUGCACUUGGCUCUGACGACUACUCAACUCAGCAACGCUCUGGUGUCUUGCCAGGACAAGGUGGCUCCACUGCAGACUCCACCUCUAGCCACCACGGAAGAGAUGCAGCUCUUGGAGCAGGUGCCGGAGCUGCUGGACUUGGUGCAUACGAAUCUCUCAAGCACCGUGAUCAAACAUCCGAGCCCAACACCUUCAACCAGACUUCGCAGCCAAGUGCUUACAACAACCAGAGCUCGGCUGUCGUGUCUCCCUCGACCACUGACCGCUCCUUCCCUCUCAGCAGCCACCCAACCGACGCCAGAGCUGCCAACACUUCCACCGCCCAACCCAUCACAAGAGAUGCUACAUCAGACACUUCUAGAGACCACCACCUUGGUAGAGAUGCUGCCCUGGUCGGAGGUGGACUUGGCGCUGCUGGUUUGGGUGCACACGAGUCUGGCUCUCACAGACCUAGCCGUGAGAUCGAAGGCUACGAUGACCAGCGUUUCGACCCCUCUGCUGCCUCUGGUGACAAGCCUACUCGCAUUCCCAACCUGAUGUACGGUCACUCAGACAACACAACCCGCUCUGGGCCCUCCGAUUCAACCAACCACGGUAGAGAUGCUGCUUUGGCCGGAGGUGCUGGUGUUGGUACCACUGCCGUUGUUGGUUCUGGCCUCCAUGGCUACAACCACGGCGGACGCACUGAGACCGACCCUGCUUCCAAGACCAUCGGUCCUCACAAGAGCAAUGUCAUGAACGUCUUGGACCCUCGUGUUCAGCCUGAGCCUGAGAAGAUGAAGGACCGCGAGACUUCUGGCCCCUACAGAAGCGAUGCCAUGAACACCCUUGACCCUCGUGUCAACUCAAAGCAGACUGAGCAGUCGCACCUUGGCCGUGACGCUGCAGUUGGUGCGGGAGCUGCCGGAGUCGCUGGAGCUGGCGCUUACGAGUAUGGUCAGCACCGUGCUGGUGCUACUCAGCAAGACCCUGCUAGCUACACCACUGGUCCUCACUCGAGCAACCUAGGCAAUGUUGUCGACCCUCGUGUCCAGCCUCAGCCCGAGAAGAUGCACGAUAGGACUACCACUGGCCCUCACCAGAGCAACAUGAUGAACCGCGCAGACCCUCGCGUGGACUCUGAUCUCUCCCAGCAGAACAAGGAGCAUCACUACGGUAGAGACGCAGCCUUGGCUGGUGGAGCAGGUGCCGCUGGUAUUGGAGCUUAUGAAUAUGCACAGCACCGCAACGGUCCUAGCGAUGGUCUCACUGCUAAUGUGGUCGACCCGAACCAUGACCCAAUCCUUGAGCAGCAAAGACUUGAGCGUGAACGCAACUUCAACGCUGGCCUGACCGGUGGUGCCUCCGGCGCCGGCGUCGGUGCUCUCGGACAUGGCAAACAGCACACCCCUAGUGACAACCUCGGCAGCUCUCCUUUCGACCCUCGAUCAACUAACACCUCAAGCAUUGUGAACCCGAGCACCGAUCCCAGUCUUGCACAGCAGACUCAAGGCCACCACUACGGUAGAGAUGCCGCAGUGGCCGGCGGAGUGGGAGCUGCGGGCGCGGGUGCCUAUGAGUAUGGAAAGCACCACGACAACAACGCAGGCCAGAACAUUGGAUCAUCUACCUUUGAUCCUCGUAGCACAAACACCUCCAAUGUUGUAGACCCUAGCACCGAUCCUACACUCGCACAACAAAAGCAAGGACACCACUACGGUCGUGACGCUGCUGCCGUUGGUGGUGUAGGCGCCGCAGGUGCAGGUGCAUACGAAUACGGCAAGCACCACGGCGGCGCUACCGACAGCAACCUCGGAACUUCCACUUUCGACCCUCGCUCUACAAACACCACCAAUGUUGUGGAUCCCAACAACGACCCUCUGCUUGCUCACCAAAGACAGGAGCGUCAGGGACACCACCUCGGCCGUGAUGCUGCCAUCGCUGGCGGUGCUGGCGCAGCUGGCUAUGGUGCUUACGAAGCUCUUGAUCCCAAGGAACAAGAGAAGCUCGCAAAGCACCAGGCAAAGGAGGCCGAGAAGGCUCAGAAGGCACAACAACACCAGUUGGACAAGGACCAGAAGACUCAGCAGCACCAAAUGGACAAGGACCUGAAGCAUCAGCAAAAGGAGCCACAAGCACGAUCUCGAGAAGGCCGAAAAGCAACGCGAGAAGGAGGCUGACCGAUCCGAGAAGGAAGCCGAAAAGGCAACCAAGGAGAACGAGCACCCGGAGAAGAAGCACCACUCUCUCCUCGGCUUCCUCCACCGCGACAAGAAGAACGAGCCC
Messenger RNA from Aureobasidium pullulans EXF-150, 3066 nucleotides. RefSeq lists its product as uncharacterized. The transcript has 3 exons. Bases 138 to 2960 code for a protein of 940 amino acids. The record is from RefSeq and is a predicted model, not a curated record. Lineage: Eukaryota; Fungi; Ascomycota; Dothideomycetes; Dothideales; Saccotheciaceae.